AUGGGAAAUCAUAAUGAAAUUAAACUUGCAAAAUGGACUUCGACAAAUGAAGAGCUUCAACAAGCAAUUGAUGAAGCCAGCGAGAUUCUUAAACGUGAAAGGAUGUCAAAGUUAAUCGCUUUAAACGAAGCUGAGAAAAGAGAGGAGAAUCUUAGGAAAGCUUUGAUCUCCGAGAAGCAAUUUGCAGCUGAGCUUGAAAGAGAUUUGAAAUAUUUGCAACAAGAACAUUCUGAGGUGAAAUCUACUUCUGAGGCAAAGUUAGCUGAAGCCAAUGCUUUGGUUAUGGGUAUCAAGGAAAAUUCUUUAGAGGUGGAUAGAAAGAGGGCCAUUGCUGAAGAAAAGCUUUCAGUGAUUAACAGAAAGAGUUCUGAGUUGGAGAAGAAACUAAAAGAGGUGGAGACUCGCGAAAAGGUGCUCCAAAGGGAGCAUCUUUCUCUUGUUACAGAACGAGAAGCACACGAGGCAGUGUUCUACAAGCAGAGAGAAGACCUAUAAGAAUGGGAGAAGAAGCUAACACUAGAAGAAGAUCGAUUGUCUGAAGCUAAAAGAAGCGUUAACCAUAUAGAGGAAAGAAUUAUUGAAAGUGAAAAAACUAUCAAGAAGAAAGAGAAGAUCCUUAAAGAGAAAGAAGAAUUUAUAAACAGUAUGCUGAAUGACAUUUCUAUGAAGGAAAAAGCCUUCGAGGCCAUGAAGACCAAUAUUGAUAUGAAGGAAAAGGAGCUCCAUGAGCUUGAGGAAAAGCUUAUUGUGAGGGAGCAGAUGGAGACCGGGAAGCUCUUUGAUGAUCAGAACGCUGUUCUAGAUUCCAGAAAGCAUGAGUUUGAAAUGGAGCUUGAACAGAUGAGGAUAUCCCUCAAUGAAGAGCUUGAGAGAAAGAAAAGUGAAGUUGAGCAGCUAGAAGUUGAGAUCAGCCACAAGGGAGAGAAAUUGGCGAAGAAGGAGUCAACGUUGGAAAAAAUGGAGGAGAUAGUGAAGGAGAAAGAAAAGGAUCUUGAAGCAAGGCAGGAAGUUGUGAAGGAAAAAGAAAAAGCUCUAAAAGCCGAAGAGAAAAAGCUGCAUAUGGAAAACAAGCGGUUGCUCGAAGAUAAGGAAAGUCUGCGUCAACUAAAAGAUGAGAUUGAAGAGAUCGGGGCUAAGACAACAAAGCAGGAGUCAAGGAUUCGCGAAGAACAUGAAAGUCUCAGGAUUACAAAAGAAGAGAGACUCAAGUUUCUGAGGCUGCAGUCUGAACUGAAGCAGCAGAUAGAUAGAGUUGAGCAAGAGGAGGAGUUGCUCUUGAAGGAACGUGAAGAACUGAAAACAGCUAAGGGAAGAUUGGAGAAAGAGUGGGAAGCCUUGGAUGAGAAGAGGGCUGACAAAACUAGAGAGCAAAAGGAAGUUACUGAAGAAAAAGAAAAUUUGAGAAGUUUGCAAACAUCAGAAAAGCAUAGGCUGAAGAGAGAAGAUAUUAUUUUAAGGGAUAAUUCGAAAAGGGAGGUGGAUGAUGUCGAGAUGCAGAGAGAAUCAUUUGAAGCUGGCAUAGAGACUAAGAAACUAUUUUCGCAUGAUAAUGCCAACAUUCAGACCAGUCAGUUGGCUGAAGAUCUUAGGACGUAAAGAAGGAAUCUUGACAUGGAGUUGCAGAGGCACGAUGAAGAGGGUGGGAAAGAUUUAAAUGAAAAGGCGAUAACAUAUGAGAAGAGAGGCCACGAAGAGCUUAAUGACACCAUUAGUUACAUAAGGAAGCUGUCAGAGAGAGAGAUGGAAGAAGUGCAAUACGAGAAGCUUGCUCUGAAGAGGGAAAGAGAAGAAAUUUCUGUCAAAAGAAAGACGUUGUAUAAACAAUCUGUUGUGUUUUAUAUGGGCGUCGAUGAUUCACUUAGAAUCUCUUUGAAAGAGAAACGAGAACAAAUAUGUUGUGCUAAGGAGCGUUUCGCACUAUUUCUGAAAGAAAAUAAGCUCUGCAAUUCCUGUGGAGAAAAAUUUCACAAGUUUGUUCAGUCUAAUCGAGCACCUGAUAUUGAAACAAUGAAAUCAGAGAUGAAGAAACUAGAUUUGCCUGCCAAAAAUCAGACCAGUCAGUUGGUUGAAGAUCUUGGGACGCAAAGAAGGAAUUUUGACAUGGAGUUUCAGAGAUCAUAUGAGAAGAGAGGCCAAGAAGAGCUUAGUGACAACAUUAGUUACAUAAAGAAGCUGGCUCAGAGAGAGAUGGAAGAAGUGCAAUACGAGAAGCUUGCUCUGAUGAGGGAAGAGAAUAAAUUUUUUGACAAAUGGAAGACGUUGUAUAAACAAUCUGUUGGGUUACAUAACAACAUCGAACAGAUAGAUGCACUUACAAUCUAUUUGAAAGAUCAACUAGAACAGGAAUGCUGUGAGAAGGAGCGUUUCGUACUAUUUGUGAAAGAAAUGAUGCUCUGCAAUUCAUGUGGAGAAAAUUUUCACAAGUUUGUUCAGUCUAAUCGAGCACCUGAUGUUGAAAAUGGGGACAAACUUUCCGACAAUAGCAAAAGUGCAUCUUUGAUUGGGACACUGGCUGCGAUUAAGCUUCCAGAAUCUUGGCAACAUUAUGAUACUCUGGAUACUCUGGACACUCUGGAUACUUUGGAUACAGUGGCAGGCAAUGAUCAUGAAGCAUCUGGUACUGAACAGAGUUUCGCAGAAGUAAAAGAAGAAGGUCCUGAAGUUUCCCUGCAAUCAGAGAUAAAGAGUGAUAAAUCUAGGCGUGGUAGAGGUAGGAGUAAGUCUGUUAGAGGAAGACCGCAGGCAACAAAAGCUGCGUCUAGAGAUUCAAAAACAUCAGAUGAGGAAAUUGUUAAGGCCAUGGACAUUAUACAGGUUGAAGCAGAGACCGAGUUCAAGAAUGACAAUAGGGGAAAGAGGCCAGUCCAAGAUCCACAGUUUGAAGCAGGAAGCAGCGGUGAAAAAAAAGAGGAUGAUGGGAAUAUCAGUAUGAUUGAAGAGGAGAACAAAGGAGAAGAGGAAGAAGAAGAAACAGAGCGCCCAGACGAGGCUUCCAUAGGAAAAAAGAUUUGGGCCUUUCUCACAAUCUAAUCAUUUUCUCCCUCUUUCUUUCUAUAAAAGACAAAAACUAUCCCACAAGUAGGA
Molecule: messenger RNA, 3084 nt
Organism: Eutrema salsugineum
Lineage: Eukaryota; Viridiplantae; Streptophyta; Magnoliopsida; Brassicales; Brassicaceae
Product: protein CROWDED NUCLEI 3
Biological process (GO): nucleus organization
Cellular component (GO): nucleus
Source: RefSeq, a predicted model, not a curated record